This is a messenger RNA of Daucus carota subsp. sativus, 1141 nucleotides long. RefSeq lists its product as uncharacterized. Bases 1 to 996 code for a protein of 331 amino acids. NCBI's taxonomy places the organism in Eukaryota, Viridiplantae, Streptophyta, Magnoliopsida, Apiales, Apiaceae. The transcript has 5 exons. The record is from RefSeq and is a predicted model, not a curated record.
AUGAGUGAAAUAUGGAUUAAUCUUCCAAGGUUCAGUGAAGAGUACAGCAAGGGGGUUAAAGAUUUUGUAGAAAAUGCUAUGGUUCAUUAUGCUGUAGAAAAUGAAAUGAAGAGUACAGUAAGAGAGUUUGUCUCUCUUACAUGUCGUAGUUGGACUGAAGUUCCACAAAAAGAUAUCCUGUGGGAAUAUGUGAAGGACAAGUACGUAAUCCCUGAAGAAGGUUAUGACUGGGUUAUGACGACGAUGCGGGACUUGUUUAGGGGGUACAAAGCUCGGAUCAAGAGGGAUUACUAUUAUAAAUAUCAAACUGAUGAGGAGAGGCUAGAAAAUAGGCCUAGGGAGGUUCCAUUGAAAGACUUCAAGAUAUUGUUAGAAUAUUGGGCUGAUGAGAAAAUAGCGAAAAAAGCAAGAACAAAUUCAGAAUCUCGAAGGCUUAUAACUGAAACACAUACUGCUGGAAGUAGGAGUUUCGCACAAAUAAGUCACAAUAUGGCACUUGAAAGAGCAUUGAAGGCUACCCGUGAACAACCACCAGCGCCAAUAUCAGAUGCUGAUGUUUAUGUUAAAACACGCAAACGGGAAAGCACAAGAACAUACAAGCUACCUACUGAAGUUGUUGAGAAAAAAGUGGAAAAUGUAAAGAAGCUGCUGAAAGAUGGAACAAUUGACGAAGCUGAUGAAGUUGUUUAUGGUGGGAAGGAUCACAGUCGCACAUUUUUAGUGGGGAGGCUUAUUGAGAAAAGGGAACCAAAGAAAAAAAUUGCACGCCCUUUGCCUACCAUUCCAGAGAAGUAUGUGGCUAGUUUAACUGAACAGAUUCGAGAUCAAAUUGCAAAGGAGAUGGAAGAACAAGUGCAGAAGAAGGUUGAAGAUAAUGUCAAGCUCAUGAUGUCCAAGCUGGCAGAAAAGAAUCCAGGCCUUAAUCUCGAUAUCGAGCUAACCAGUGCAACUGAGCCAACAGUUGAGCCAUCACAGGCCAACAAUGGCAGUGAUUAACAACCCUUGAUUGAUAUUUUCCGUAUUCUGAACUAAACAUGUCCUUGCUUAACUUUUAUUUAGCUUUUAUAUUAAGAUGAAUUUGUAUUUUGGAGAAGUUGGAGGAUCUCGUUUUAUUUUGAAAGAUGUGAUGUAUUUUGGAGUU